UACUUUGAAAACAAUAAAUGAAUACUAGUUGUAAUAUAGGUAUUAAUUACAUUCUUUCAAUAGUUUUAAGAUUUUUUUUUUUGAGAAAUAGUUAUAAGAAAAUAUUACAUAUUUGUUUUCUUGUAUAUGAAAACAUAUUACCUCAUAUAUGUAUACAAGGAAAACGAAUUUCAAAAUAUGUUCCACAAAAUUACUUUUACAUCAUCAGCCAAUGUUACAUACAAACAAACCUAGGACCCACUCUUCUCUUUUUCUCUUUCACAUAUUCUAAGUUUGCUAUAUAUGUAAGCUUCUCUCUUUAAACUUUCCUUUGUAACAAGAGUAACUUUUUCAUAUGGAGAGGCAAAUCAUGAACAACAAGAAACGACUAUUCUCUGUUGAACCAACCGAACUAUCCCCUAGUGAAGUUUUCACAAGGAAAUACACAAGCCACUUAGUUCCUGCACUCAAGAAGCUCAACAUGGACAAGAGCCCUUCACCAAUCAACCAACUAACCGUGAAGCAUGAAGUAGACAAGGCUUUGGCUUUGUCUGCUCAAGAAUUUGCAUGGAGCGGUUUCUUGCUACAGAAGCUAUCCUCCUCGAACAAUCCAACCACUACUACAAGUUCUUCUUCCAAUGGAGCUCGUAUUCUAGAAGGAGCCUGUAAAGAAGACGAAGAUGGAGAGAUAGAGGAGAAACUGAGUGAACUACGGAAGCUUUUGCCAGGUGGAGAAGAGAUGAAUGUGGAAGAAAUGUUGAGUGAGAUUGGCAAUUACAUUAAAUGUCUUGAGUUACAGACGAUUGCUCUUAAGUCGAUUGUUCAAGAUACUACUUGAAUUUUAGUUUUAGCCUCUGUAUAAUUUUUAGUUUGUUUUUAUGUUUUGUCUUUAAACUAAAGUCAUCUAUGUCUGUUUUAAUUAUCUCAUUUUCUUUAAGAACGAGAGCAUAUGUAUUAAUAUUAUAGUGGUUUUAUUUUCUUCUCUUAUGGUAGAUGAAUAAACAAUUGUGUAAAUCGAUCAACAUCUGAUUGUUAUUGGUUGUGAUGCCAAAUAAAGUUAUUAUUUACAAAUC
Molecule: messenger RNA, 1052 nt
Organism: Brassica napus (rape)
Lineage: Eukaryota; Viridiplantae; Streptophyta; Magnoliopsida; Brassicales; Brassicaceae
Product: transcription factor bHLH146-like
Exons: 1
Coding region: 335-817 (160 amino acids)
Biological process (GO): regulation of DNA-templated transcription
Source: RefSeq, a predicted model, not a curated record